Messenger RNA from Aureobasidium namibiae CBS 147.97, 1119 nucleotides. RefSeq names its product alcohol dehydrogenase. The record is from RefSeq and is a predicted model, not a curated record. Gene Ontology annotation, molecular function: zinc ion binding; oxidoreductase activity. NCBI's taxonomy places the organism in Eukaryota, Fungi, Ascomycota, Dothideomycetes, Dothideales, Saccotheciaceae. The transcript has 7 exons. Bases 1 to 1119 code for a protein of 372 amino acids.
AUGUCUACUACCAAAAUCAUGAACAUGGCGGAGACCACGCCUAUCAUACCCAAGACUUGCAAGGCCGGCGUGGUUUGCAAUCCUGGUCCUGACUUUACUAUUGAAGUCCAAGAUUUGCCAGUACCAGAGAUCGGCCCAGAGGAUGUUUUGAUCAAACUCAAUGUCACGGGUCUCUGCAUGUCAGAUGUCCACUUCAUGAUGGAGGAUUGGGGCUUGCCUCCAAUGCAAGGUCUCCCGAUUUGCACAGAUAGAUGCGCAGGCCACGAAGGCGCAGGCGUCAUCGUCAAAGUCGGAGAAAGAGUAAAGAACCUCAAGAUCGGCCAAAGAGCAGGACUCAAGCCUAUCCAAGAUGUCUGCCACACCUGCGAAUACUGCAAGACCGGAAAGGAAACAUACUGUCUCAGCUGUGUGAUGACUGGUCUCCAUAUCGAUGGUUCUUACAAACAGUACAUCGUUUCUCCCGAACGCUACACCUCGCUCAUCCCCGAUGGCGUGACUGACGAGAUUGCUGGACCUAUAAUGUGCUCUGGUAGUACUGCAUACACCUCUAUCAAAGAAUCUGGUCUUCGACCUGGUCAAUGGGCUGUUUUCCCUGGUGGUGGCGGUGGUGUUGGUAUGCAAGCCGUGCAGUUGGCCAUCGCAAUGGGUCUGCGAGCAAUCGUGAUUGACACCGGAGCUGAAAGAAAAGAAGCUUGCUUGAAGUUUGGUGCAGACGAAUUCAUCGACUUCAAGGAAGUUGAGAGCCCCGUUGAGAGAGUCCUGGAGCUCACUAAUGGAGGCGCUCAUGCCGUGUUUGUCACUGCCGUUCAAUCGUACCCUAUCGCACAAGGAUUCCUCGGCCACCGCGCGGGAGCACAAGUCAUGUGCAUUGGCCUACCUCCUGCUGGAAAGUACAACAUGGAAGUCAAUCCGUCAACACUCGCCUUCCGCAACCAGUCCAUCAAGGGUACGCUCGUAGCUGGCAUGGCUGAUGUGGACGAGACCAUGGAUUUUGCGCGUCGAGGAAAACUCCGUCUCGAACCCACCGUGGUCGGUCUUUCCAAGUUCAACGAGUCUGUGCAGAAAUUGAAGAACGGACAAGUCGCAGGUCGCAUUGUUGUCGACUUCAACAAGGAUUGA